Molecule: messenger RNA, 381 nt
Organism: Micromonas commoda
Lineage: Eukaryota; Viridiplantae; Chlorophyta; Mamiellophyceae; Mamiellales; Mamiellaceae
Exons: 2
Coding region: 1-381 (126 amino acids)
Biological process (GO): mitochondrial translation
Cellular component (GO): mitochondrial small ribosomal subunit; mitochondrion
Molecular function (GO): structural constituent of ribosome
Source: RefSeq, a predicted model, not a curated record
AUGGCCUCCAAGGUGGCUGGGCAGUUUGCCCACAUGAAGAAUCUCGCCGCGGACUUCGUGCGGGCCAAACCCAACCUGUUCGAGCUAGCGAAGCAGCUCCCGGAGUACGGCGUGGGGGCCAGGUUCGCGAGGACGCGGUGGGAGCACAGGGGCGCGCCGGACUCCUACUGGACGGUGUCGCGGAUGAAGCCCAAGCCGUCGGGGCGCGCGGGGAGAGCGUGGGGGACGCUGACGUGGAAGGGCGAGGCGAAGGAGGGCGUGCGGAGGAUCCCGGGGUCGAUGAAGGCGGGGAUCUGGCGCGUGUUGGAGGAGCCGAAGACGAUGAGCGGGCCGAAGCUGUCCAAGCCGGAGCCGAGCGAGGAAGCCGCCGAGGGGCAGUAA